AUGCAAAUCGAGUUGGAGGAAAGAAGUGUCCGCGACCGCGCCGCCGUCUCUUUCCGCGGGCUAGCGGCGCGCGAGUGGCGGUUUCUGAACGAUUACUGCGGCGCGAGUCAGUCGGUGCCGCGACGCGCGCGGAGACGGACAUGCCGCGGUGACCGCGCUCCACUCACGCGCACUCGGCGGGAACAUUCCCGCCCACAACUCGACAAAAUAUUUUCGGACGCUAACAAGCUGGGUAGCGGCGGAGGCGGCGGUCGCAGCCUGUUCUGCUACCACUGCCCGCCCAGCCUGCCACCUCACCAGCAUCGCCUGCCUACCCUCGAAUACCCCUUCACGGCCUCGCAUCCUUACACAAGCUACUCGUAUCACCCGGCGAUACACGAUGAUACUUUCGUCCGUCGGAAACAGAGGCGAAACCGCACCACCUUUACUUUGCAACAGUUGGAAGAACUGGAGACGGCGUUUGCGCAGACGCACUACCCAGACGUGUUCACCAGGGAGGACCUGGCGCUCAAGAUCAACCUCACUGAGGCCCGAGUACAGGUGUGGUUUCAAAACCGGCGAGCGAAAUGGCGGAAAGCGGAGAGGUUAAAAGAGGAGCAGCGGAAACGGGAGGGGGCUGAGGUAAUGACAAAGAGGGAUCCUUCCGAUGACAAGGGUUCAUCAGAAUGCGGUAUGUCGCGCGGCUCGGCGGACGCGUCGCCCGUGUCGGGGUCGCCCCGCGCCUCUCCCCCUGUCACGCCAGGCUCGCCGCGCCGCUCGCCGCACCGCUCGCCGCGCCGCUCGCCGACUCGCUCGCCGAGACUUGAAAGAUCGGAGACGAGCUGUCCGUCGCCCGCGCCAUCUGUCGGCAGCGCGGGGUCGCGGGAAGCUGCGCCGGAGCAACGCCCGCCGCACCAUCUCUUCUCGCCCUUCGAUCAUACGGGCGCGUUCCGCUCGUCACCGGGCGGCGCCGAUUCUGCGCCUGCGCCGCCGCCGCCGCUGUUCCUGCCGCCGCACCUGUCUCACCUCUCGCAGCACCUCAACCAUCUCUCACAGCCUUUCUUCCCGCUCAAAGGUUGGGGCGCACCAUGCCCGUGUUGUCCUAAAGAAGAAGCUCGGUCCUCCAGCGUGGCGGAACUCCGACGCAAGGCGCACGAACACUCAGCAGCCCUACUACACUCGCUCGCCAGCUUCCAGUCCCGGGCUCUAUUGCCACUGCCCUUACACCUCCCCCCACUACCGCUACAGCUGCAGCAGCAGCUCUUACCAGAACAGCCUACGCACCCCGCACACGCCCACAACGCGCCCCCUGCGCAUGACCCGCCGAAACAUCUUGACUGAAGGGUGGAAUUGUCAAGAUAUUUAGGAAAAACGUUUAUUCAGCAUUCCGAUAGGUACUAACAACUUAACCCUAAGGACACGUAGUGUGAUGGUUUCUAUUGCAGAUGUUGAGCGAGCCUUUGAAGUAUAAAACUGCACUAAUUAAUUUAAUUCUGUUCAG
Messenger RNA from Pectinophora gossypiella (pink bollworm), 1480 nucleotides. RefSeq names its product dorsal root ganglia homeobox protein (gene Drgx). The record is from RefSeq and is a predicted model, not a curated record. Gene Ontology annotation, biological process: regulation of transcription by RNA polymerase II. The transcript is spliced from 10 exons. Gene Ontology annotation, molecular function: DNA-binding transcription factor activity, RNA polymerase II-specific; RNA polymerase II transcription regulatory region sequence-specific DNA binding. NCBI's taxonomy places the organism in Eukaryota, Metazoa, Arthropoda, Insecta, Lepidoptera, Gelechiidae. The coding region runs from base 1 to 1320 and encodes 439 amino acids.